AAAGAAAGAGCGGCCCUGACCCUGACAGGAGCCCUUGGAUCCUUAAAUCCAAUAGACUUAUUGGUGCCCAAUCGAUCAUUCGCUCGCAGUCAAUCAAUCCAUUCGACUCGCAUCGGCUGCUCGAUUGUUCAACCACGUUGCCUGGGGUAGCUCGGUGUAUUCCGUACGCUGGAGCCCUUUUUGCUGCAUCUCGCAGAACGCUGUCUGUCAUCCCGGACAAGGACGGCAGCAGUUGGGCGGCAACUUUAACUUCCAGGUUAUUGCCUGUCCACAGCAUGCGAUUGCUCUGCUGUGUUUUCCGCGCGGACCACAGCAUGUGCUCCUAAGCGAUAAUGUGGGCACAGACUCACCAGGCCGCGUCAGGCAGCUCCGGAGGAGCAGUGCCGCAGCAGCUGCGGUCUGUGCCGUCCGCGACCCCGCCACGGGGUGCAGCUGACGCUGGCGUUGGAGCUGCUAGAGCUGCCGCGAGCAGCCCAAGCAAGCCAACAACAGCCUCCAGCUUCGCUCCGCCCUCCGGACACGUCCCCUCCGCCCCCGGCUCCGAGGGCACAUUCCUGCUUGUCGACGAUCCCUCAGCCGGAGGCAACCGAGAUUCGUUCGCUUCCAUUGUCGAUGACCCUUUUUUCCUGCGUUAUCACGCCGUCGACCCCGACCCCGACCGCGACCACAACCACGACCCUGUUCUCGCGCCCGCUCCCUCUGCCGCCCCCGCUCCCGCUCCCGCGCCCGCGCCCGCGCCCGCAUCCAUCUCGAACCCCGGCGCUUCGGGCGCCCCGGCGACGCGUGCUGGCCACCGCAAUGAAGCUCGAGAACAACCGUGGAUCCCGCCUCGCAAGGAAUCUCUGAGCGACACCAAUCCGACUCCCUGGUUCGAGCAUGCCAAACCCGCCAUGGAACCCAUCAACAUUGCCGUCAUCGGCGCCGAAGGCGUGGGCAAGUCUACCUUCAUCCAGCAACUGCGUCAUGCUCCGAGACCGUCGACGCUGAACAUUACCACCUCGCGCCACACUGUCGACGGCACCCCCUAUCUCGUCACGCUCGUCGAGCUCGACCUGGAGGGCAUCGAGCUGGACCCGAACCAGCCCGUACACUGGCCCAAACAGAUCGGAGGACACAUGGUGCCGCGCAUGGACGGCGCCAUGAUCUUGUACGAUGCCGUGAAGGAGGACAGCAUGCGCGAGGUGCCGCCAAUAAUGGCCGCCCUGGCGAAUUCCUUGCUGCCCACCAUCCUUGUAGCUACGAAAUGCGACACGCCCGACGAUCUGCGGCAUCCGGACUUGGCCGGUCUCGCAUCCGCCUUUCCUACGUGUGCUGGCCAUUUUAGAACUGCGUCCAACGCGCCGGGCAGCGCCCGGGAGUGCCUGCAAGCUAUGCUACGCGCUGCGCUGGCCAGCCGGAGAGACAAGUCAGAAGGCUCGGGUCCCAGGAGGCGGGCGGCCUCGACGGCGAAUCUCGAUGCGCCUGUUGACAUUCAUAAUGGCCGCCCCAUCAGCCAGCACAGUAAGCACAGCAGGGCCAGUUCGGAUUUCUCGCUGCUUCGAGGCUUUUCACAACCACCCAACGACGGCCAAUAUAGAGGCGGGCAGGCUUCGAGGUCCCCGAGGCCGGAUUACCACCCCGCUUCAUCUGGCAGCAGCCUGAGCCCGGGCAGCGCCAUCCCCGAGGACGGGAAGCAACAGACGGUCUCGAGCAUGCUACGCACGCCGGGCAUCCGGUUGGACGGCAGGGGCGAGUCGUUUCUCGACGUGGACGAAUCCGACGGAGAAUCCUACCAGUACUCAGACGACAUACCGAUCCUGCAGCGUGCCGACGAGAGCACUGCCGACAAGCCAGCCAAGGCGGUAGGCGUGAGCUUUGACGAGCUGGUCGACAGGCUGCUCGCGCCGAAGAUGUCGAGAGCAGACCAGAAUUUUGCCGACGUCUUUCUCUGCCUGUACCGGAAGUUUGCCGCGCCCGCCCAGCUUCUCGCCGCGGUCCGCGCCCGGCUAGACCAGUUGUGGGGCGACCGGACAGCGCAGUGCCUGGUCAGGACGGAGGCGCAGAUGCGCAUCAUCGAGGUGGUGGCAAAGUGGCUAUCGCUGUACCCAGGCGAUUUUGCGAGGCCUGCCGCAAGGAAGGGCCUGGAGGAGCUGAUUAGGCAGCUGUCGACGGAGCCCGUGUUUGUCGCCGCCGCGCGGCAGAUGCGGGCGCACCUGGAGCAGAAGGUUGCCGAGGACGACGACACGGGCUGGGAAAUGUCAGAUCCGGUGGAGGACGCUGAGGGGAAGGAUGCGGCGGUGGAGAGACGGAGCGGCGUGGCCGAGUCCAUGGGUUCCAUGCACCUGGAAGAUUCGAGCGUGCCUAGCCAGCGGCGUCCGUCCCAGAGCUCGGAGCUGUCCGGGCUCGAGGCGCAUGCUGCCCGGGCGCCGGCACGGUUCCAGUUCCACACGGUCGAAGACUACGAGCGCGAGGCGGCCACGCUGGUGCCAUCGGCGCUUCUGCCGCUCAACAAAUUCCGGUACCACAUGUUCAUGGAGCUCGAGCCGGAGCACAUCGCCGAGGAGAUGACGCGCAUCGACUGGAUCAUGUUCAGCUCGAUCCGGAUUCGCGACAUGGUGCGGCACGUCAGCCUGCCGCACGACCAGAAGGAGAAGUGCCGCAACCUGAAGAACGUCAACCGCAUGGUGUCGCACUUCAACCACGUGGCACAGUGGGUCGCCAACAUGGUGCUCAUCCGCGACAAGGCCAAGCACCGGGCGCCGUGCCUCGAGAAGUUCAUGGUGGUCGCGCAGAAGCUGCGGCAGCUGAACAACUACAACGGCUUGGCGGCCGUGCUGGCCGGCAUCAACGGCGCGGCGAUUCAUCGGCUGGCGCAGACGCGCGCGCUGGUCUCAUCGGACGUGCAGAAGCGCUUCGCCGGGCUCGUGCUGUUGAUGGGCACGCAGAAGAGCCACUUCGCAUACCGGCUGGCGUGGGAGAACUCGCCGCUGCCGCGCAUCCCCUUCAUGCCGCUGCACCGGCGCGACCUGGUGUCGGCCGAGGAGGGCAGCCGCACGUUUGUGGGGCCCCACGCCGACCGCAUCAACUGGAAGAAGUUCGAGGUCCUCGGCGAGGUGCUGCUGCCCAUCAUGAAGAGCCAGGGCCAGCCAUACCAGAACCUGCACCGCAACGAAACCUGCAAGGAGCUGAUUCUGGAUUGUCGUAUGCCGACUGAUGACGAGGACAUUUACCAGCGCAGUCUGCAGGUCGAGCCUGCGACUGGCGGGCCGGCAGAAUCGAGCAAGAAGAAGUUCCCCUGGCUGCCCAAGUAGGACGGGCGGGCGAGGCCUACCGCAAAACUUGCGGCGGCCGACUUCGGCGCGGUGACUCCUGGGGCCGUCAAGAUGUGGUAGCCUCGUCCAACAGGGAGACCGGGUGA
Molecule: messenger RNA, 3397 nt
Organism: Thermothielavioides terrestris NRRL 8126
Lineage: Eukaryota; Fungi; Ascomycota; Sordariomycetes; Sordariales; Chaetomiaceae
Exons: 5
Coding region: 333-3290 (985 amino acids)
Biological process (GO): Ras protein signal transduction; positive regulation of GTPase activity
Cellular component (GO): plasma membrane
Molecular function (GO): guanyl-nucleotide exchange factor activity
Source: RefSeq, a predicted model, not a curated record